AUGAAGAAUUGCACCACCAACUGCUCUCAUUGUCGUCUCAGCCGGAAAUGCAUCCGCAGAGGAAUUGUAGAGCUUUACCCCAAAGGGAGCUCUUCCAGAAAUUCUCGAUGGCCUAAGCCAAGCCAAGGCCAAAGAGGGGGUUUGGAAAUAGUUUUCAACCAGCAAUAGACGCGCCUCGGUUAGAACCUCACUAGCUGCGUCAUUGCCCCAAGCGCAAAGAUACCUGAGCAUGCUGAGCACUGGCAAUCUUAUAAGCCUUGCACUUGACUCUCUUACCAAAAACCACCGAUGUGGGAUUAGCCUUUACGCGACUUCAAGUAAGCGCACUGUCACGGAUUACUGUUCAUGACAAGGGUCUGGCCCAAAUCCAGUGCUCAGAAAGAAUUACCAUAUAAGCGCAGAGGGACAGAAUCUA
This is a messenger RNA of Mangifera indica (mango), 415 nucleotides long. RefSeq lists its product as uncharacterized. Bases 1 to 168 code for a protein of 55 amino acids. The transcript is spliced from 2 exons. NCBI's taxonomy places the organism in Eukaryota, Viridiplantae, Streptophyta, Magnoliopsida, Sapindales, Anacardiaceae. The record is from RefSeq and is a predicted model, not a curated record.